Messenger RNA from Syngnathoides biaculeatus (alligator pipefish), 1212 nucleotides. Its product is annotated as tubulin polyglutamylase ttll6-like. Gene Ontology annotation, cellular component: cilium. Gene Ontology annotation, biological process: protein polyglutamylation; microtubule cytoskeleton organization. Lineage: Eukaryota; Metazoa; Chordata; Actinopteri; Syngnathiformes; Syngnathidae. Gene Ontology annotation, molecular function: tubulin binding; tubulin-glutamic acid ligase activity. The coding region runs from base 649 to 1206 and encodes 185 amino acids. The transcript is spliced from 4 exons. The record is from RefSeq and is a predicted model, not a curated record.
UUUUCAUUUAUUUAUUGUGAACCGGAAGCAAAAUAGUUUGAGUCACUGCUCAAUAUGGCUUACAACUUGUCCGUGUCAGGAAAAAUUUCAGCAAAAUCUGCUGAUUUAACUUUUUUGAGAGCACGAGUAUUCGGUCUUUGCCAAGUCCCGUACAGAAACAAACAACUCUUUGAUAUUAUUUCAGCAUUUGCGUUUCUUAAAAGUUGUUUAAGAAAAAAAAAAAAAAAAAAAAAGCUCGCCUCGGUUAGUUUUUCGCGUGAAUUCGGAACUUGAGUUGCAUUUGUCGACGAGGCUGAUUUGCUUCUCGGCCAGGUAAACAGCGGACGACAAGCAACACGCGGCACUCAUCGAAACGGAGCACGAUUCUUUUUUAAAGAGCGCCGCGUGCUUAACGAGAGCGUGACAAAGAUGAGUGACGUGACGCCGCAUUAUAGCAAAAACAUUCCUCCGUCUGCAGUGUGCGCGUUGGCCUCCAGGGGCAGUAAACUGCAAACUUGCCUAUCAUUUGGACCCCCUCCCUGAGCUGCCAAAUAUUACGGAAAGUCCGUAAUUUAGUGACGGAAAAAUGAGAGAAAAACUAUGACUGUCAUCUGGCGUGACUGCUUGUACUUCCCAGCGUAUUUGUAAACAUCGAGAGUUUUGUUCAGGAUGUUUUUUUGGGACAGCUGCCCUUUCACAGAUGACGACGACGACGAUAUUCCACUUUGCAGUUGCCAGGGCAUCAAUCUCACCAACUGCCGCUACGACAGCGGUAGGUUGGAAAAACCAGACGGACGCAGCCGCAAAUGCGGCAAAUUAAAAAUGAAAAUCUUCUUUAUGCCAGUGCGUCGCGCGGCCGAGAAGUUAGGCAUCAAAGAGACGAAGGCGGGUGAAGACUGGACGCUGUUUUGGAGCGACGCCCGUCCUUGCGAGGACAAAUUUAAGGAAAUGAAACCGUACCAGAAAAUCAACCAUUUGCCCUCAAUGACUGAAAUCUGCCACAAAAAUUCCUUAGCAACGAACUGGAAGCACAUGCUCAAGUUUUUCCCCAAAGACUACAACAUUUUCCCCAGAACUUGGACCUUCCCCAUAGAGUGUACGGCUUGUUCAAAUCCUACGCCAGGGACAAAGACAAGUGUUACAUUUGCAAACCGAACGCAGGCAGCCAAGGCAAAGGCAUCUCCAUCUUUACGUCGUGGGAUAAAGUUCAGUCGGAACACGAUAUGAUCUGCC